AUGGUUCCAUUACGCCGGGCCACCGCUGAGAAUCUGACACAUGCCGUGACUCAACAUCUCAUAUAUCGGCAUGGGUGCCCAACAACGCUGGUUUCCGAUAAUGGGACCCAGUUUCCGUCUCAGAGAUUCAAGACGCUCCUUGCCGCCUUCGGGAUCGCGCACCGCAAAUCGCCCGUCUAUGCGCCUCAAUGCAACCCGGUUGAGCGGGCCAACCGCACGGUGAAAACAAUGAUCGCCCAGUAUGUGGGGAAGCAGCACCGAAACUGGGAUGAACGGAUAGUCGCGCUACAAUUCGCGAUCAACACCGCGAGACACGAGGCCACCGGAUACACCCCGGCGUACAUCAUACACGGGCGCGAAUUGGCACGACCCCACCCGGAGGACCGGAGACCGCCGGCCCCUGCUCCAAGUCCGGACGUCAACCGGAAACGGCUCGAAGAGGCCUUCGAGGUGGUCCGUAUCCACCUGGCUCGCGCGUUCCAACGACAGGAACGCCAUUAUAAUCUGCGGCGGCGCGACUGGCGCCCGCAGAUAGGCGAGCAGGUCUGGAAGAGAGAUCGGCCCCUCUCCAGUAAGAGCGGCGCAUUCAACGCUAAGCUAGCGCCCCGAUACAUCGGACCCCUGGAAGUCCGAAAGAUCGUGUCACCGGUCAUGGUGGACCUCCGCGAUGCCCGAGGGAAGUGGCACCGGCACAUUCAUGUGCAAGACCUGAAGUAA
This is a messenger RNA of Formica exsecta, 717 nucleotides long. RefSeq lists its product as uncharacterized. Bases 1 to 717 code for a protein of 238 amino acids. The record is from RefSeq and is a predicted model, not a curated record. Gene Ontology annotation, molecular function: nucleic acid binding. Gene Ontology annotation, biological process: DNA integration. The transcript has a single exon. NCBI's taxonomy places the organism in Eukaryota, Metazoa, Arthropoda, Insecta, Hymenoptera, Formicidae.